Molecule: messenger RNA, 771 nt
Organism: Metarhizium acridum CQMa 102
Lineage: Eukaryota; Fungi; Ascomycota; Sordariomycetes; Hypocreales; Clavicipitaceae
Source: RefSeq, a predicted model, not a curated record
AUGGGCUUCCUCGAUCCUUUUACUGAUGGCCUCUCCAUCGGCCCCGGCGGCAUGUCCCGCCCCUCCAAACACCGUCGGGAUGCCUCUCGAUCGCGCAGAAAGCACCGUUCCCGCUCGCGAUCAAGCUCUCGUACCCGCGGCGGCGGCGGCGGCGGCAACUCGAUCGCCGGCGCUCUGUUGGGCGGUCUAACCGGCGACAGCCACGACAGCAAGCAAAAUUCGUCACGGGGGUCCUUUUACGGUGUCGGCAACAACAGCAGCCGCUCGAGCUUCUUCAACUUUGGUGGUGGGAGUCGCUCCUCGUACUACAAGCGGUCUCCUCGACAAGGCUUCAUGCAGCGAGCAUACAGGCGACUCAAACGCCUUAUCCGAGAUCUCAUCCACUAUGCCAAGCGCCACCCGUGGAAGGUGUUUUUCCUGGUGGUCAUGCCCCUCAUCACCACGGGGGCAUUGGCCGGCCUGCUUGCCCGCUUUGGCUUGCGCAUCCCGCCGUCUUUGGAGCGCAUGAUGGGCAUGGCCUCCCGCGCGGCUUCCGGAGACUCCUUUGGACUCGUCAGCGAUGCUGUCCGCAUGGCCGGCGACUUUGGCGGCAACACCCGCGGCGCCAGCGUCUCCCGUGGCCGUGGCGGCGGCAUGCAGUGGGAGCGACGAUCCAGCUAUGGCAGCUAUGAUGACUACGGUUACGGCAAUUCCAGGGGCCAUGGCGGCUACGGCGGGAGCGGCGACAGUUGGAGCAAUACCAUUGCGGAUGUAGCCAGGCGGUUCCUCUGA